AUGCGUAUCGGAAUUAUUGGCGGCAGCGGUUUUUAUCAGAUGGAAGGCUUAACAGAUAUCGAAGAAAUCACGGUCGAAACCCCGUUCGGCAAACCGAGCGAUGCUCUUAUUCUGGGCAACCUUGAUGGGAAACCCGUUGUUUUCCUACCCCGGCACGGCGUUGGUCACCGGAUCCUUCCAUCUGAAAUUAAUGUCCGCGCUAAUAUUUAUGCCUUAAAAUCGUUAGAUGUAGAAUGGCUCAUUGCUGUCAGUGCUGUCGGGAGCCUAAAACAAGAAAUUGAACCCCGCCAUUUUGUUGUACCAGAUCAACUCUAUGACCAUACUAAGCAUCGGGAGUCAACCUUUUUCGGUGAAGGCAUUGCCGCACACAUUAGCCUUGCACAUCCCUUCUGCUCGAUCCUGAGUGACUUUUUAUACACGGCGGCGACCGAAGUCGGCACAACCGCUCAUAACGGCGGCACCUACAUCUGUAUGGAGGGACCGGCGUUUUCAACACAAGCGGAAUCGAACGUAUAUCGGACCCUCGGAUUUGACAUUAUCGGGAUGACAGCGGCACAGGAAGCCAAAUUAGCACGCGAGGCAGAAAUCUGUUAUGCUGUCCUCGCAUGCUCUACCGAUUAUGAUUGCUGGCACCCCGAACACGAUCACGUUACCACCGAGAUGAUUCUUGACAAUGUCCAUGCCAAUGUGGAGGCUUCUAAAAAGAUCGUGAGAAGUGCUGUCGCCAAAAUCCCAGAGGAGCAACGGAGCUGCGCCUGUUCAACCGCCCUUCAGUACGCACUCGCUACUCAGCCUGACAAGAUACCGACAGCGAAGCGGCACGAGUUAAAACUUCUGUUGGACAAGUACUUGACGUAA
This is a messenger RNA of Geodia barretti, 858 nucleotides long. NCBI's taxonomy places the organism in Eukaryota, Metazoa, Porifera, Demospongiae, Tetractinellida, Geodiidae. The record is from the annotation of a GenBank genome assembly.